Ceratina calcarata is the source of this 4577-nucleotide messenger RNA. Its product is annotated as zinc finger-containing ubiquitin peptidase 1. The transcript is spliced from 8 exons. The coding region runs from base 774 to 2840 and encodes 688 amino acids. Lineage: Eukaryota; Metazoa; Arthropoda; Insecta; Hymenoptera; Apidae. The record is from RefSeq and is a predicted model, not a curated record.
GCGGAUCCGUCCGAAGGGGUAACUAGCGGAGGGUCGACUCUCGCCAGUAGGGGUGAAAACUUUUCCGUGCUAAUGUCGGGAUGGAUCGCCGCGGUUGUAUGAAGUAAAACGAGGCGCCGUGUUAGGCAUUUGCGGCCUGCACGGACGCCUGUGCGUGCACCUGUUUCGCGACAGCAAAGGGGUCGGUCGCGAUAUCCGUGCAGGGGUAGCCGUCGCGAACCAACGAAUCCAAUUAAGAUCCGCUGAGUUUCCGAUGCGACGGGUGUCAGUAUCGCGAUAGUGCACGCGGCGUUUAACCGCGACGUUAAAUGGGUCAACCCAACCCAGCGACCUAACUGGUGUUCUCGUUUCCUACGCGUGUCCACUCGGUUGGCCUAGUUUCCUCGUUCGACACGGGCGCACACCGUGCGACCUCCCCUGAUCGGUUCAGGAAAGUCGCCAAUUAUUAUUAUUGUCCGUUGUUCGUCAACCCUUUGACGUUCCGUCGUCGACGUCGCCAUCGUCGUGUCACAGGCUCCGUCGAUCGAACCCUCUCUCGUCCUCUCUCCACGGUCUCCUUCGGGACGCGAUUAUGGGAUCCACGUCGCGGAUACGCGUUUGAUCGACACGCUGCUACACGCGGGCAAGUCCGAUAACACGGCUGGUGACCGAUGCAUCCCGCGAAUCGCGAUAAUCGCCUCUCAUCAGUGAAGAUCGUUGCAUCGCAGAUGUUCCUCUGAGGUAUCGCAGGAGUGAAUCGCAUUCAAGAAGAGCGUGGGUCGCAUGUAAUAAAAAUGGCGGCGAGUAAACCACCGGAAAUGAAUUAUACCUGCGAGAUCUGCGGGCUGGAGGGGUUCAACGACGAGGAGAUGAGAUCGCACAUGGUGUUCUAUCAUCUGCAGGGGGCCGCGAACUGUCCGUUCUGCGAUUUGGGAGAGAUCUCACCGACGGAGAUGUUGACUCACGUCAACAGUGCCCAUCUCGAUUACUUAACGCCGAGUACACCGGAGAAUGAUAUGAUGGCAUUCAUCGACGACGACUCGUUGGUGGACGAUAGAAGGCACGAUGAAUGCCGCGGUCCAUGUCCUUCUCCGACCAUGUCCCCGAGUCCUCCACUUCUUCAGAACGGAUGGAGCAGUUCGUUCAGCCCUCGUGCUAAGCCAGUGAAUCAAGAGAUUCCUAAACCAGAACCACAGAUCGCUAGUUCUAAUGUGAAUAAUAAUAAUAACAAUAAUAACAUCGGUAACGUAAACAACGUUAUCGAGGGUGCAGCUGGUCAUGGAUCGCCGCUGCGUUCGGGCCUAAAUUUGCAGCUACGAUCUCACGCCACGCCGAAACUUCCAGUUCAAGAGUGUCCGAUGUGCCCGUACAGUUCCGACAGCCCUUUGAGGCUAGAGGAGCAUAUCAACAGGCAACACUUUGAUCUCACGUCGCCGUCCUUUCCGCCUGAAUCUCCGCCGUCCCGUGACGGCGUCUUUAACUGCCCUUUGUGCGUCACGUCUUUUCCAAAUUCUUCUGACCUCGUUUUGCACGUAAACAUCGAGCACAAAGAUAUUCUCAGUCCCGCGAACGGCGCGGCUUGCCAGUCGGCGCAGGAAACGAUCAGCGGCGGCGAUACACCGGCGUGUCCUGUAUGCUUCACCACUUCGUUCAAAAACAACGACGACUUAACGGCGCACAUCGAGGAACACUUUAGCAAAAAGUGCACCCCGUCUCCCAUAACUCCGGACUUGUCCACCGACAGAAUGUUGGCAAAGGACAUGGAGAGGCUCGAGAAGGAGCUGAGGAAACUGCGCGAGCAACGGGAGUUCGAGAUGCUCAGGGCGCAAUACGGGAUGGACAAUCAGGGAAAUUUUCGAGAGCAGAGCGUCACCAAUAUGCAGCGGGCUGUGUAUUCGGGGGAGAUGACGAUCGCCGAUUAUUACGAGAGGCAAACAGAGCUUAGAGUAGCCGAGAGCAGCGGAAUCGACGACGGCAGCUCUUGUACACGCGGUAAUCGCAUCAACUUUCUUCGGGAUGUUUUGCAUUCGUCAACUUGUUUCUUCUCUUGUUCUCGUUUAGGAUUGCUUCCCAAGAUACGGGCCGUCAGUCAAGCGUGUAGCAACGUGUUGAGCACCUGGAUGUGUUCGACCGUGGAUCACUACGCGACGACGUACGGCGACAAAGGAUGGGGAUGCGGCUACAGGAAUUUGCAAAUGUUGAUCUCGUCGCUGCUCCAACAUACAGGGUACAAUGAGUUAUUUUAUAAAGCGUGGAACUCCGGCCUGGGCGGCGGUAGCUCGACGAAGAAUCCGCUGCGAAGUUCUAUACCGUCGAUCUCGCGGCUUCAGAAAAUGAUUGAGUGCGCCUGGGCCCAGGGCUUCGACACUCAGGGAGCGGAACAGUUAGGAGGGAAAUUGGUGAACACUAGGAAAUGGAUCGGUGCCACGGAAGUGGACAUACUGUUGUCUAGUUUGAGAAUAAAGUGCCAGCUGGUAGAUUUUUAUACACCAACCAAUUCCGACGGCGGACAUCCGGAAAUGUUUAAUUGGGUUUUACAAUAUUUCCAGCGGUGCGAUGAUUUCAAGCCACCUCUCUACUUGCAGCAUCAAGGUCACAGUAGAACGAUAAUAGGAGUAGAACAAUUGAGGGAUGGUUCGAUAACGAUGUUAGUGCUUGAUCCAAGCCACAGUCCGGCACAAAUGGCACAGUUUAAUAGUACAAGUAGCGCACUCGGUGCCAUGCGUUUGGUACGCAAGUCGAUCGCAGCAAUGAAGGCGAGACAAUAUCAAGUAGUCGCCAUUACCGGUAUCAUGGAGACCGAGAUGGAGUAUCAUGAAAGCAAAGUGUUACGUUUGAUCCGCGUACCGCAAGAUAGGUGAGAUUUACUGGCCCUGAGAAAAGUAAAAACUUUUGGGAAGACGAUAGACUGCCUCAUACCAAUUUUCUCCAGUAUCCUUCAAGUUACAUGACCGCAAUGUUCUAGGUUUUAUCGUUAGGAGACUUUGCUCCACUGUAUAGUAGUUGCAGAAGUGUUAUUUAAAUUUUUGUUUUAAUCUUGCAUUUUUUAACCGCGGCCGAUGUCCGACCGCGGUUACUCGAAUCACGUAUUUGUCUAUAAGCCUUCGUCGCGAUUCACGGGACGAGGAGAAAGAACGACGGCAAGUCGUCGUUUCUGAAAAUAAAAAACAAGUGUCUAUAUGUCGCGCGUAUCGAUUUAACUUAUUCUUUGAUCCAGAAAUCAGCUCCGGGAAUAAUUAAGGUGCGGACUUGGGAAAAAAGGAAAGUUACCGUGUGAUAUUUAACGAAUAGGAUAAAUGCGACCGCCGUUUCUUGUUCACACCGUGUUCUGCUCAAUCUUUCGUUGCACCGAACAGGCUGAGCUAAUUUUUUAGUCGACCAAUCGUCCUACACGCCGAUCGGUUGCAUGCGCGGGAAAAGCCACGUGGCAGAGCUUUGAAAUGGAAAAGACGAAACUCUUUCGUAGCUGUGAUGCUGUUAUCGAUUUAAAGAAUGAAGAAUGCUGAAUCACACCGACUUGAAAUAAUAUUUUUGGAGACACUCCACCACGAACGAAACACGUUAACCAAACGAGUUUUAACUAACUUGUACCGCGUUCUAACUUCUAUAAUAUGUACAUCCGUCUCGCCCUUUCUCUCUUUUAUCUCGUACCUUACAUUUUUAACGAACGUUGUUGUCAAAAUGUUGUCAAUUUUUAGUGAAUACGAAAAAUUUACCAAAUAAUCGCGAUAAUAAAUUUUAUACACCGUCGAUGGAACAUGAUCGAACGAUAUUUUUAUUAUCGUUGCUUUUACACAGUUUUUGGGGUGUCUACAAGAAUAAUUCAAAGAAACCAGACAUAUUUCCAUAUAUUAAUAUACAUUUAUCUAUACUAUACGUAUACACAAAUAGUAUAUUGCACACGAAUUCUUCGUUAUAUUAAACAACACCUCACUCACUCAUACAUAAAGUACAACUAUACUUUCAUACUACUUAUAAAUAUUAUUCUAUUUAAUUAUCCAAGUUAAUUUAAGGCUACCUAUACCUUUAAACCGUAAGUUUCGAAGGCGAUGUUGUGACGGAGAAACCAAAGACGAAAUACCACAGUCCAUGUUAACUUGUUUAUAUUUUAUAGCGCAUGCUGGAAAUUGUUACGUUCGUUUUAUCAUUAAAUGUACCAUCGGUAUUAUCGUCAUUGUUGCCAUUAACGUUAUCGCAUCUGUUGUACCUUAUCAAUUGUACUCGUUGCACGAGAUCCGUUCAGUACGAUUUAAAAGGCAAUGAUGAUCAUUCAAGGAAAAUCCAACGUACUGUUUCGAUGAACAGAUACUUAUUAGGUUUAGUAACGCGGUGAAUCUUAUGCGGUACUAAAGCUAAUAACAUACCGAUUCGGACGAAGAUUUGUCUUUCUGCUCAGUAGCACCAGAUGCAAUAAAUAAUCACGACUGAAGUAAAGAUAUUACAAUUGUGAUCGUUGAUUUAUAUUUCGAAUUUCGUCGUGCAAUGGAAUUGUUACGAAAUGUAAAAAGAAAAUGAAAUGAACAAGGGACUUUGCAUUAUUCAUAUUACUCAGUUCACAUAUGUCAAAUUAAAAUAUAUGCUUUGUUAGAAUUCCCAAU